UCCAUUAAGCGUAGAGCGCGAGUUUUAAGUUUUGAAUAGUUGGGUUGAUUUAAAAGUUGUUAAACAUGUGGUCCUCGAGCGAUUAUGGUGGUAGUACUGGAACUACAAGUGAUUUUGGUGGAGGCUAUAUGGCGACUAUGAGUGCUGGUACAGGACAAAAGAAGAUUAGUUACCAGGGCACUAUUGUUCCGUGUACGUGUGCCGAAAUAAUGGCCGCAAAUCAAGAUGGUGAUAAGUUUGUUUCUCCAUGUGGAAUAGAAUUUAGUCAAAUAUCAGUUGUUGGGAUUAUUCGUUCGGUAAAUGAGUCAAGCACACGCGUAGAGUAUGAGGUCGACGACUAUACAGGACCGUGUUUGCCAGUAAAACUUUUUACAGAGGAUCAGGACAAUACAUCCUCCGGCCUACAGUCUCGUCCAUUUCGCGAAUUAUCAUAUGUACGAGUACAUGGUCAUGUCCGAAACUUUCAGGGAGUCAAACAUGUUAUUGCUUUCCGAGUCAUCCAUUUGUCAGACAUGAAUGAACUUACUGCUCAUAUAAUGGAAGUGAUUUAUACGAGAAUGUUGUAUGCGAAAAUCAAACAAGAUGAGAAUAAUGGCACUAACGUCAAAAGUGUUUUCAGUGAGGUUGGUUCGCAUCAUGCACUUGGAUCUACUAGUAAUGGACUCACUGUCUUGCAAAACCAGAUACUCGCAAUAGUUAGAACGUUUGUUGGUGAGCGUGGAAUCCCUGUAUCCCAGUUAACGGAAAAGCUGCGUGGGAUACCUGAGAGGCAAAUAAGGGAGGACUUGGAUUUCCUUAGUGCCGAAGGUCAUGUAUAUUCGACUGUGGAUGAUGAUCACUUCCGAGCUACUGAAUCAUGAUUAAAUCGAAAAUGUUUGUGUCACCUUAUUUUACACUAAAAUCUUUUGAUUGUAUAUAAUUUUUGGUCUUAUUGCCUAUUGCCUCAAAAGCAAGAUACACUGUUCUUAAUGAAAACAAUAACAUUUAAGUUUGAGUAUCAGCCGUAUAAAUUAAAAUAAUGUUAUUUUAA
This is a messenger RNA of Schistosoma margrebowiei, 1030 nucleotides long. The record is from the annotation of a GenBank genome assembly. NCBI's taxonomy places the organism in Eukaryota, Metazoa, Platyhelminthes, Trematoda, Strigeidida, Schistosomatidae.